AUGAGAAACUGGCAUCUGGAAGCAGUGGGUAAUGUCAUGAGUAUUCCUACAACUUUCAAUCCUAUAAGCAACAGUGUUGUUGCUGAUGUCCAGGAAUUACCCCCCUUUCUACACAAUUUAUAUUGGGUGGCACCAUCAUCUUACUUAGGGAAUAAGCUUUCUUCAUAUGGAGGAUAUUUAAGCUAUCAGCUGAAAUCCUUUGGCUUACCUAGUGAAGGCAUGGCUCUCCUGGAAAAAAGACCAGAUGUACAGCUAAUUGGAAGGGAGAUGAAAAUAUCCUAUAUAGAUCCUAAUAAUCCUUUGCCAGACAAAAUGUAUUAUGGAUCAGUUCAAUUAGUUGAGGGGAACUUCAGGCACACCAGCAGCAAUAACUUAGUAUCUCGAGAGGAGCUAAUGAUGGUCCUGUCUAGACUUAAUGGAUUACAAAUCAGAGGUCUUUACUUCACAGAAACUCAGCGGUUAACCUUGGGCGAUGUUGGUCUGGAAGAAGCCAUCAGUACAGGAAAUGGUAAUAUCGCUUAUGCUGUAGAGACGUGUUCCUGCCCUCCUGAAUAUAUGGGUGAUUCAUGUCAGGUAGGAAUUGUCUUUCUUUUUGUUCUGCAUCACCCAUGA
Molecule: messenger RNA, 612 nt
Organism: Protobothrops mucrosquamatus (brown spotted pit viper)
Lineage: Eukaryota; Metazoa; Chordata; Lepidosauria; Squamata; Viperidae
Product: laminin subunit alpha-3-like
Exons: 4
Coding region: 1-612 (203 amino acids)
Source: RefSeq, a predicted model, not a curated record